AUAUGGUCAAAUCUCGCGAUGAUUCCGUGGCCAGAGAUCAUUUCCUUAAAAAGUGCGUUUCAUGUCCCGGAUCAGUACAUUAUAGUGAUGUGAUUUGUGCAACGAUGAAGAUGACGAGAGUUGCGCGGUGUUUAACGACGGAAUACUAGCCGUAUCGAUGCAAUAAAAGUCAACGAAGAAAGUUUCGACAUAACAGGACGUUGAUGAUACCAAAAGGAAUUAAAUUCCUUAUUCACUAUGUAUUGUGCAAACACGAGAGAAAAGACUUCGUUUUGUUCAGACUCAUAACAAGAAUUUGAUGGAGGAAUAAAAUUGUAUAAAGCCAAAAUGUCGUUUCCGGAUCUGAAUAUGUCAGACAACGCGUUGACAAACGAAUAUAUUGUCAAUUCUGACAUUGAUCAUGUGUUUGCUAGCAACAUACCUCAAUUAUCGACGAUGACUCCGAUUAUUGCUAACGUUACAUUGCCUGGACAAGCUGAUCUUUUGGAAAGUUUAAUCAUUCCAUUAUAUGGGACGAUAUUUCUACUUUCGAUGAUUGGAAACUCUUUGGUGCUAAUUACCCUCGCACGUAAUAAGAGGAUGCGAACUGUAACCAAUGUUUAUCUGCUGAAUUUGGCAGUUUCCGAUUUGCUGCUCGGUGUUUUCUGCAUGCCUUUCACACUUCUUGGACAAAUGCUGAAGAACUUCGUAUUUGGCAUUACCAUGUGCAAGCUCAUACCUUAUUUCCAAGCCGUAUCAGUCUCCGUUGGGGUAUGGACGCUAGUCGCCAUUUCCUUGGAACGUUACUUUGCUAUCUGCAGGCCAUUAAAGUCAAGAAGAUGGCAAACUCAAUUUCAUGCCUACAAAAUGAUCGCUGUGGUCUGGACUGCCAGCCUUACGUGGAAUGCUCCAAUUCUGGUCGUUUCACAGCUCAAGAACAUACGUGGAGGCAGACGCAAAUGUCGUGAAGAAUGGCCAAGUGUCGGAACCGAACGAGCUUACAAUUUGUUCUUGGAUGGUACGCUGCUUCUGGUCCCCUUGAUCGUGAUGAGUCUGGCUUAUUCUUUAAUCGCUGUAAAACUCUGGCGAGGAUUACGGCAAGAAAUAAGGCAAUCAUCGUCUUGUCAGCAGCGUCUUACAGUGGAGAGAACAGAAUCCAGUGGAACAGUGAGAAAUUCGACGUACGACAAAGGUGAUUCAGCUACCGGCACGCCAGUUGUGGUGAAUGCUUGUGGUGCUUCUUCAAGAUUAAGGCGAGGAUUUUCCACUUCACACGGAUACUUUCAUGGUUCCUCGCAGAGAGUAUCGUCCAGGGUACGCGUUCCACGAACGAGGGUCUCCAGGGAUUUCGCUCGAAAAUGUCAAGAAUCUGAUUUUUCUCAUGAAUCAAGGGAACAGGUUCGUACCAAUGGAACCAACUGCCUGUCAAGAGACACAGAGGACAAUUCUGUCCAAGAGAAACAAAACUCAGCUUGCCCCUUCGCCAGACAACACGUGAUACGUAGUAAUUACAUGGGCAAAAGCAUUGAAGCUAAAAAAAAAGUGAUCAGAAUGUUGUUCGUAAUUGUUCUGGAGUUCUUUGUCUGUUGGGCACCACUACACGUGAUCAAUACAUGGUACCUUUUCGCUCCAGAAUUGGUUUAUUCAAUAGUUGGGAGCACCGGAAUUAGCUUGGUUCAGCUACUCGCCUAUGUUUCCAGUUGCUGCAACCCGAUUACCUACUGUUUCAUGAACAGAAAGUUUCGACAAGCAUUCCUUGGCCUCUUUGACUGCCACCGUUGUUGGAGAGUAGGGUGUAGAAACAGCGAUAUUGCUAUGGCAUCAACCAGGAAUGCAGUUCAAGGUGGAAACAACAGCGAGCUGAGUGGGAAUGAAACGACGGUAUAUCUCGGAAAAGCGUCGUUGGUCGCCAGAUCCGAGGUGAUGAGAUUACUGGAAGAGGAAGAUCGGGUCUAGUACAGGCAGAACGUGUCCUACCUCGAAAAUCCAAGAUCAAACGUUCCGCUGUUACAGACUGGUAACGAGCAGGACGAUUUCUUUUUAAAAAUAUCAUGGCGUCCAUCUACUGAUAGGGUUCAUUUACCUAAAGAGAAGUGUCUCGCGAAUAACGAUCCACAGUGUUACUCAUCGAGAACAUCCUGCGUGGACAAUCUAAAUUUUCUCUAUGACUAAUAACUGAAGGACGUAUUUUAAUUGUCCCAUGCACAAACGCGUUGCGUGAAUCACAAGAUACACUGGUACGUAUGUCUUUUAGUGAUUUUGAGGCAUAUGUUUUUCGAAGUACUUAUAAAUAAGUUAUUCCUUCUUUUUUCUAUAAUAUUUAUUUGGUUGAUGUGAAUUAGGUAUAUGGAAGAGUUAUAACUUGUUUCUAUUUACCCUUUGGGUAUUCUUCAACUUUUUUAUGGUGUAAAUGUUUUAAAUAUUAAGGUAAAUUAAUAUAUUGAAUGCCGUGUGGGUUAUUAAUAAUUGGCACUAUAAAUUUAACCCUUUUAACAUUGAUAUGUAAUUUUGUUACAUAUGUAAAUUGUCAUAGCUUCCAAAAUUGUGGUUUUCUGGAUUGUAGUUAAAAUAUAGGUACAGUAAAGACUCGAUGAAAGCGAAAAAGAUGUGUAAGUACGAUGAAAGCGAAGAACUCAUCGUCACCACUAUAAAAACGUGUAUACUGUAUGCCCCUUGAGAUGCCACGAACUUAUUUUUCAUUCUUUUCUUAUAAAACUUUUACCAGGAUAUUUAUGACAUUUUAUUUAUUUGUUAAAUUGACGAUAAUAAGUUUCGGUCACAGGGAAGAAUAGCGAAUGAAAAAGAAAGAGAACCCGCGAUCGUGACAAUCGGGAGUUCCUCUUUAACUCGCCGUCCUUUUACACGUUCGAAGGUGUCGGCAAGUAAAAGUUUGAUCCCAAGGGUUUAGCUUUUAUCGAAUCUUUAUUGUAUUUCUUAUUUUAUUAGAAAAUUUCUGUGUCGGUAUGGUCUACUAAUGUCGAGUUUUGAAGGGUUGAUAUAAUCGAAUGUUUGAAUGAAAGAAAAAAUUAAGGAAAAUUUUAGAUUGCAUUGAUAUUAUACCACUUUCGUAAGAUGGCAAGUGGAACAUUUAAAUCGGAAAAUGGAACGAUCGUAUUCUGAAUAAUUAUAGUUAUAGGGUACGGUUUUCACUACGACGUUUAACAAGUUAACCCCUUGAUUACUAUGGACGACCUUAGUCGUCCAACGCAAAGCGUUUGUAUUUCAAAAUAGGAGAUGCUAUGAAAAUUAAAAAAUUACAAUUAAGUUAACAAUUUAAUAUACAAACGUACGAAAACGUUUUAUGACAAAAAUGGUCAUAGCGAAAGUGUUGAGAAUCAUUUUAUGCGUGUUGUAUAAAUGCGUCUUAUGUCUGUAAAGAAACAUACAAAAAUGUAUUCUUAAGCGUGUCAAAUGUACAAUUGCAAACUUUAUGAAUAAAAUAAAUCAGAA
Messenger RNA from Osmia bicornis bicornis, 3429 nucleotides. Its product is annotated as cholecystokinin receptor-like. Gene Ontology annotation, cellular component: membrane. The transcript has 10 exons. The record is from RefSeq and is a predicted model, not a curated record. NCBI's taxonomy places the organism in Eukaryota, Metazoa, Arthropoda, Insecta, Hymenoptera, Megachilidae. Gene Ontology annotation, biological process: neuropeptide signaling pathway. Gene Ontology annotation, molecular function: neuropeptide receptor activity; gastrin receptor activity. Bases 328 to 1935 code for a protein of 535 amino acids.